Rhizophagus irregularis DAOM 181602=DAOM 197198 is the source of this 1666-nucleotide messenger RNA. The record is from RefSeq and is a predicted model, not a curated record. NCBI's taxonomy places the organism in Eukaryota, Fungi, Glomeromycota, Glomeromycetes, Glomerales, Glomeraceae.
AAAAAAUGUCUCGAUUUUUUCAGAGCAAUUUUAAAAUACAUUUAAAAUACAUUAGAAAAAUUAAACAAUUUUAAAUAUCAUAACAAUUCUUCUUUAUCUACAUUUCUUUUUUUUAAUUUUAUACAAAUAAUAAUUUCAUUGAGAAUGCAACAAGAAAAGAUUCCAACGAUUAUUAUUGUCGGUGCAGGUAUAGGGGGACUUUCUCUCUAUCAUGCUUUGAUAAAGAACAAGGACAAAAAAGUAUUCAAUGUAAAAAUCUAUGAACGUGAAUCUAGUCCUACAGAUCGAUGGCAAGGAUAUCAUAUAGCCUUAUCCAAUUACGGAGCUAAAUCUCUUUUGAACUGUGUUCCGUCCUCGAUCGCUUCAAAUCUUCCAAAAGCAAUGCCAAAUCCAAUUUCUGAUGUAGAAACUCAUGGAAUAACUAUCACUGAUCAAAUAGGAAAUGUUUUACUUGCCCCUCCAACUAAAUCAUUUAAAGAUGUUUACGAAAUCGCAAAAAUAUCUCGUGAAACUCAAGAAGGAGUUUGGGUAUUUUUUGAAGAUGGUUCACAAGAAUUCUGUAGUAUUCUAGUUGGUGCAGAUGGAAUUAAUUCUCCAAUACGAAAACAAAAAUUACCUGAAUUACAAAUAGUUAAUUAUGGAAUAACUCAUGUUAGUGCAGAUGUUUCCGUACCUAAACAUCUUAUGGAUAAGGUAAAUAAAAUCCAUGGAAAUGUUUUGAUCCGUAAAACUCUUGGAACAGAAGGAGAUUCAACACUCAUGAUGACACGUUUAAUACCAAUCAAACAAAAACAAAAUGAUGAGAAAAAUGAACCUCAUUAUAGGGCAACAUUAGUUUAUUCUUAUCCCUCUGAAUUGGAUAACGUUGAUGUUGAAUCUGAUAAAGUUAAAGUUGAUGAUAAUGAUCCUGCAUCAGUCAUAGAACAUGUUAAACGAUUAAUUCGAACAUUAAGACCAGAUUGUAAAUUGACUGAAUUAUUGGUAGAAUUGUGGGACUUGGCACCUAAAACAAUUCCGAAUGAUCCAAUAAAUUUUCCAUUUAAAACUUAUAAUCCUGUACAACGAAGAAUGAUGCGAGAUAUUGAUCCAAUGUCUAUUAAAUCAUGGACAGAGUUUCCUAUAUUAGGAUUAGGAGCAAAUAAUGCUAUUCAAGACGCUGAUAAACUUUCUCAAGCAUUACUUAAAUAUACGGACAAUAAUAUUUCUUUUAUUGAAGAAUAUGAAAAAGAAAUGUUAAAGCGAACAUCUGCAGAUGUAUUAAAAUCAAGAGCAGCCACAUUUAAGACUUCCAUGCCACUUGGGCCUUUUGGCCCUACUAUUUGGAUAGCAAAAAUCAAAAAUUCUACAAAAUUAAUUGGAGGUUAUAAUCCACUUGAUUGGAAUGGAGAUUGUUGGAAAAGUACUAGAGAUAGCUUUUUAUUCAGUUUUGCAGAUUGGAAAAAUAUUUCUAAUACUACAACAAAGUUAUCUUACAUUGAUGAUGAAGAUUAUGCUGUUUAUUGUAGUAAUAAUUUUGGACCACAAAUGGGUGAUUUUACUUGUAAAAUAGUCAAUAAUUGGGAAUAUUAUGGCCCUUCAUAUUACUACACUAGUUUAGAAAUUCCAGAGCAAAUUACAAUAGAAGAUUACGAAGUAUUUCAAGUAAUUAAAAAAUAGUGUAAUAUUA